Molecule: messenger RNA, 459 nt
Organism: Linum tenue
Lineage: Eukaryota; Viridiplantae; Streptophyta; Magnoliopsida; Malpighiales; Linaceae
Source: the annotation of a GenBank genome assembly
AUGGACGCAACGGAGCUAAAGAGAGUGUUCCAGAUGUUCGAUAGGAACGGGGACGGGAAGAUCACCAGGAAGGAGCUGAGCGACUCGCUGCAGAAUUUGGGGAUCUACAUUCCGGAAGGGGAUCUCACGCAGAUGAUAGAGAAGAUCGACGUCAACGGCGACGGGUUCGUCGACAUGGACGAGUUCGGGGAGCUUUACCAGACGAUAAUGGACGAGCGCGACGAGGAAGAGGACAUGCGGGAGGCAUUCAACGUCUUCGACCAGAACGGCGACGGGUUCAUCACCGUUGAUGAGCUCAGAUCUGUGCUCGCCUCCCUCGGGCUCAAGCAAGGCCGGACCGUCGAGGACUGCCGAAAGAUGAUCAUGAAGGUCGACGUCGACGGCGAUGGGAUGGUCAAUUUCAAGGAGUUCAAGCAGAUGAUGAAAGGCGGUGGGUUUGCUGCUUUGAGUUCCACUUGA